Talaromyces marneffei is the source of this 1005-nucleotide messenger RNA. RefSeq lists its product as uncharacterized. Lineage: Eukaryota; Fungi; Ascomycota; Eurotiomycetes; Eurotiales; Trichocomaceae. The transcript has 2 exons. The record is from RefSeq and is a predicted model, not a curated record. The coding region runs from base 1 to 1005 and encodes 334 amino acids.
AUGGUUCCUACCUCCCGGGAUGGGCUUACCUGGGACGAAAGCGGAUUCGAACUUAGGCCAGCCUGGACCCGAGAGCCUUCAUUGGAGGCUAUUACAAACGUAUGCCGUGAGAAGCUUCGCAUAGAGAAAUCAGAAGCUUGUGAUGUUUCAUUCUACGCUGCAGGAGCCUUCAACAAGCUCUAUCUAAUUCAAAUGAACCAUCAGCAGCUGCUCAUAAGAGUCUCGCUGCCCGUUCACCCGCAAAAGCAAGACCCGGGGCGAAGUCACGACGCUACGGGUAACCACUUUGAUUACGACGUUGCCCGUGGUCCGUUUCGCUCGACUUAUGAUUGGCUCGCCUCAUACCUCGAGAUCAUCAUUAAAGACCAAACUACGGCCAAAGAAGAGGCUGAAGACGAGGAGGAUGAAGAAGAUGCUGCGUUUGCGUUAGCGCUUGCUCAUCGAUUGGCCGAUCUUCUUCCUAAAAUAUUCCCUUCUCUUCAGAACCCACCCGAACAAUCCGUGAUAUGGCACGAAGAUAUGUCACUCAGCAACAUCCUCAUCAAUGAGCAAGGCGAAAUCACCCCACUGCUUGAUUGGGAAUGCGUGUCGGCCAUGCCACCGUGGAUGGCUACCGCAGUGCCCAAAUUUUUACAGGGAUCAGUCCGGGAGGAAGAACCAAAGCGACAAGACUACGCGGAUGAAACCGAGAAUGAGCCUGAAACGCCUGUAGAUGGUGAGGAUGAUGACCUUGACAAUGAAGGAAAGAAUGAGCUGUAUUGGAUUCAUUUGAUGGAGUACGAAAAGACUCAAUUGAGACGACUCUACCAGGCACAAAUGUGCAAAUCACGGCCAGGCUGGGAUUCUGAGAUUAAACAAAACUCACUAAAGGAGGACUUCAUCGGCGCAGUCUUUCGUUGCGGCCACGGAUUUUCUCUCAAAAGGAUCGUGCAGUGGGUCGAUGCAAUAGAUAAAGGCCAAUUCCCAAGGCUGAAAGAUGUGCUAGAGGCAGGCUUGAGGCCAUAG